AAUCUUUUGUGGAAGUCCGCGAAGGCAUCAUGGAACAACAGGGAAAAAAGAGGAAGAGCUGCACGUCGUGGCCUCCUGCAUCUUAGCGGUCCGGUCCGGUCCGGUCGCGUAAUGGUCUCGGUGUGUCCAGUCAUUCCAAGAACAGGAUAAAGGUGUCCACGGUGGCGGGGAAACGGGAAUAAAAAAGGCUUUUACACGGAGAGGACUGAAAAAAUGGAGCUGGAAGACGGAGUAGUGUACCAGGACGACCCGGGGACAUCAGCGAUGAUGUCUGAGCGGGUGUCGGGCCUGGCUAACUCCAUUUACCGCGAGUUCGAGCGGCUCAUCGGCAAGUACGACGAGGACGUGGUGAAAGAGCUCAUGCCGCUGGUGGUGGCCGUCUUGGAAAACCUGGACUCGGUGUUCGCGGAGAACCAAGAGCACGAAGUGGAGCUGGAGCUGCUGAAGGAGGACAACGAGCAGCUCAUCACCCAGUACGAGCGCGAGAAAGCGCUACGGAAGCACGCAGAGGAGAAGUUCAUUGAGUUUGAGGACACUCAUGAACAAGACAAGAAGGACCUGCAGAACCAUGUGGACAGAAUGGAAUCCCACUCCAGGCAACUGGAACUCAAGAUCAAGAACUACGCUGACCAGAUCGGCAGGUUAGAAGAGCGCGAGAUGGACCUCAAGAAGGAAUACAACUCCCUCCAUCAGCGCCACACAGAGAUGAUCCAUAAUUAUAUGGAGCAUGUGGAGCGCAUCAAAAUGCAGCAGGCGAGUGAGACGUCUGAGCCGAGCAACGCCGGCCGAGUACGGAGAGACCGUCCUCUUUCAUUGGGCGUCUUUCCAACAUCCGGUGGGGCGUCUCUACUGGUCCCAGACACCCAGGCCCGUGCGGAGACGCCAAGCACGGAGGGCUGGAGGUUCAACGACACAACACAACCUCGGUCCAACUCAAGCCUCCAGCAGGACUUGGCCUACCCCCCAAAGGAAAGGGAGGGUAAGAGUGUGCAAGACUCUACUUGGGGGAGUUCACUGGCUGACGACUGCAAGGAUGAGAUGUCGGACUUCACCGGCUCUCAGUCGGCCACUCCGAUGUCCACAACGGCUUCAGAUGUGGAGCGGGAGGAUGGCGCCAGUAAGAGCACAGAGGUGCAAGCUGCUCCAGGGACCAGGUCCAUAUCCGUUGGUUUACCUGACAAUGAGGACAGCUCAGACGUGCAGAACAUCAUUGAGUCCACGCCCGAGCUGGACAUGGAUCUGACGGGCUACAAGGGAUGCAGCACCCCCACCAAAGGCAUUGAGAACAUGGCGUUUGACCGCAACACAGACUCUCUGUUUGCGGAGCUGUCUUCUGCGGGGACAGGUCUCAUCGGCGACGUGGAUGAAGGUGCUGACCUGCUGGACCUUAGUUUGAUUGGUAUGGGCCGGGAAGUGGAAAACCUCAUUCAGGAGAACUCGCAACUGCUUGAAACAAAGAAUGCCCUGAAUGUGGUGAAUAAAGACUUGAUAUUGAAAGUGGAUGAGCUGACCUGUGAGAAGGAGAUGCUGCAGGGAGAGCUGGAGGCUGUGCUGCAGGCCAAGACCAAGCUGGAGGACAAAAACCGCGAGUUAGAGGAGGAACUGAAAAAAGUGCGAGUUGAGAUGGAUGAGGUGCUGCACAAAACAAAAGAAGAAGAAGAUGGCGACGUACCCACAGCCCAAAGGAAACGCUUCACUCGGGUGGAAAUGGCUCGAGUGUUGAUGGAAAGGAACCAAUACAAAGAGAGACUGAUGGAACUACAGGAAGCGGUGCGGUGGACGGAGAUGAUCCGGGCCUCAAGAGAAAAUCCAGCUCUCACAGAGAAAAAGAAAUCCAGCAUCUGGCAGUUUUUCAGCAGACUCUUUAGCUCCUCCUCCAGCAACCCUGCCAUCAAGAAGAUGGAGCCUCAGUCCAACGUCAAAUACAACGCCCCAGGCAGCCUGGUGAAACGAAGCAGCACAUUCUCUCAGUUCCCCACGGAGAAGUCCAAAACCUUCGACUUCCUCAAUGAAGACAAAGACCAGUGCAGUUCACCAUCUCGCAAGGAGCAGAAGCGAGCCCAGUACAGACAGGUGAAAGCUCACAUGCAGAAGGACGAUGGAAGGGUCACUGCGCACGGCUGGAGUCUGCCCAGCAAGUACAAGGGGACAAACGGUGGACAAACAGAGAACAAAAUGAACCUACCCGUGCCCGUAUAUUUGAGACCUUUGGAACAGAAAGAUGCUUCCAUGAAGCUGUGGUGUGCUGCGGGGGUCAACCUUUCCGGGGGCAGGACGUCUCCCCCGUCUGAGCUCCCAAAGCAGAUGAAGGGAUCUCAGAGUAGCCUGGACCAUUUGGAGCAAGAAAACAAGGAUCAAGAGAAAGUCGAGCGGAGGGAGGAGCUGAUUGUUCAGGAUGAAAUGUCUAGCCGGGUGUGGGUGUGCACCAGCACACACUCCUCCACCAAGGUCUUGGUGGUGGAUGCUGCUCAGCCGUCGGAUCUGAUUGACAGCUUCUACGCCUGCAACACCCACAUCGUCUGCAUUGCCAGCGUGCCAGGUGUGUCGGAGUCAGAUUACCCAGCAGGCGAGGAGGUACCCCAAGACGCGGAUGCAAGCCAGGGUGACGUGGUGUCACUUGCCGGCAGUGUGGCCAGCGUGGGCUCAACGGGCAGCGACAGCACCCUGGCGGCAGAGGGGACCACCGCCAUACCCCAGACGGCCAGCGUAGGUGUGCUUGACCAGCCAGCGGAGCACAGCGCCAUCUCUAGCUUAGCUGAGCUGUCUCGGCAGACCAGCCCAGCAGAGGUUCCCACUGCAGAAGAGGCGACGGAAGCAACUGAGGCGAAUGCUGGCGUGAGUGAAGAGGGAGACGAGGACCAGGAAGUGGAUCAAACCCAGCCUGGAAUCUACACAGAGCAUGUUUUCACUGACCCAUUGGGAGUAGGGCCCACUGAGGCAUCUCCUGCCAACAUCCACAUUGACUCUGCAACAUCCUUGCCAGAUGACUCGGAUCCCUCAAUUCUGGAGGUCAAGAGGAUGAGCAGCGCCCUCCCCACCAUGUGGCUGGGAGCCCAGAAUGGAUGUCUGUAUGUGCACUCAUCGGUGGCGCGGUGGAGGAAGUGUCUUCAUGCCAUCAAGCUUAAAGACUCCAUCCUCAGCAUAGUGCAUGUGAAAGGCAGAGUCCUGGUAGCGCUGGCGGAUGGGACUUUGGCAAUUUUCCACAGAGGCAUUGAAGGUCAGUGGGACCUUACAAAUUACCACCUGCUGGAUCUGGGACGGCCCCACCACUCAAUCCGCUGCAUGACCGUGGUCCACGACAAGGUGUGGUGCGGCUACAGGAACAAGAUCUACGUCAUCCAGCCCAAAGCCAUGAGGAUAGAGAAGUCGUUUGACGCACACCCACGCAAGGAGAGCCAGGUCCGCCAGCUUGCCUGGGUUGGAGAUGGUAUCUGGGUGUCCAUCCGACUUGAUUCGACCCUUAGAUUGUUUCACGCUCACACCUACCAGCACCUCCAGGAUGUGGACAUCGAGCCUUACGUCAGCAAGAUGCUCGGUACGGGGAAGCUGGGCUUCUCUUUUGUGAGAAUCACAGCUCUCGUGGUGUCCUGCAGUCGACUCUGGGUGGGGACCGGAAAUGGUGUCAUCAUUUCUAUUCCGUUAUCUGAAGCCAACAAGACGUUGGGAAAUGCGCCAAAUAGGCCCGGUGGCGCCGUGCGGGUCUACAGCGACGACGGAGCAGACGGCGUCCUGCCAGCUAGCUUUGUGCCGUACUGCUCCAUGGCCCACGCCCAGCUCUGUUUCCACGGACAUCGAGAUGCUGUCAAGUUUUUUGUCACCGUGCCAGGUCAGGCAAUGCCGCCUCCAGGGACGGCCGAUUCAGGCUCUGAUGACCCUGCAUCGGAAUCCUCGGACACGGCAGCCUCGGAGCCCAAAACGUACCUGGUGAUGAGUGGAGGGGAGGGCUACAUUGACUUCAGAAUGGGUGACGAAAGCGGAGAGCUGGACUGCGUGUCCGAACCGACGUCCGGCCAGCAGUCAGCACCGACCAAGGCCGAGCGGAGCCACCUCAUCGUCUGGCAGGUGGCGACCUCCGUCGAUUGAAGCACUACCGCACGUGGACCACCACUUCAGCGCCACCACCACCACUCCCGGCCCGCAUGCGCGACUUCAGUUUUUGAAAAUAUUCCCUUAUUGAGUCACUACUUUGUCAGAAAAACCCAACAAACAUUAUUUUAUAAUUAGCGUUUUGUACAGUAUAUUCCUCAUGGAAAUCGGGAUGUGUGCGUCCAAGGGGUUGGAGACAUGAGGCCGAGUAGCGUGGACAUUUCACGCCGGUGGAGGCAUUUCUGCAGACGUGGAACAAAAAAAAGGGAGAAGCAAGUUGUUAAUUUUAUCUAGGGUAUUAUUUCGUAUUAUACAUAGGACUUUAACAUUUCUAUAACACAAGUCUCAGUGUCAGAGCUCAGGUGUGUGUGUGCGUGUGUGUGUGUGUGUGUGUGUGUGUCUUUUGUCACAUUUCCACCAAGUAGUACGGCUCAGGUCACUGCAAGAUGUGUUCUUCCCCUUCCAAAGUGACAGUUAGGUACUGCAAUGCCAUUUUGGCAUCCUCUACUACUUUUGUCCAAACUGUACUGCUCGUCUGUCACCAUACAACAUACCGUAGUCGUAUGCAAACGUCUGGCCACCCCCAACACUUUCCAUUACUUUCAUGAAUAAAUGAAUGGAUAUUUCAUUUUGAUAUAUCACAUAACUCAUGGACGCAGUAGCGUUUCAGAAGUGAAGUGAGGUUUAUUGGAUUCACACAAGAUUAGCAUCAGUCCGUCCAUCCAUCCGUCCGUCCGUCCAUCCGUCCAUCCAUCUUCUACCGCCUAUCCGAGGUUGGCUUGCGGGGGCAGUAGCCUAAGAAGGGAAGCCCAGACUUCCCUCUCCCCGGCCACUUCGUCCAGCUCCUCGCGGCAAAUCCUGAGACGUUCCCAGGCCAGUUGAGAGACAUAUUUUGUCUACUAUAUUGGCUAAUAGCAGUGGAAAGGUGACUAUAGGGGUGUUAUUUCAUGUCUAGAGGGCUCCAAUAUGUCCCGGGUCUUCCCCGAGGCCUCGUACCGGUCGGACGUGCCCUGAACACCUCCCCAGGGAGGCGUCCGGGAGGCAUCCGGCCCAGAUGUCCAAGCCAUCUCACCUGGCUCCUCUCAACGCGGAGGAGCAGAGUUUCUCCCGGAUGACGGUGCUUCUCACCUUCCUGCUAAGGAGAGCGCAGCCACCCUAUGGAGAAAUCUCAUUUUCUCGUCCUUUGGUCACUACCCAAAGCUCAUGACUGUAGGCCAGGGUAGGAACGCAGAUGGACUGGUAAGCUAUGCAAUAUGCAUCAAAACAAAAUUAGACAGGUGCAGAAAUGUGGGCACCCCUGUCUUCCUGCUGAUUUGAAUACCUCUAUCGACCUAGCACUGCUUAAUUGGAACACAAGAUGGGUUUUGGAGCUCAUUAAGCCUUGACUUUCACAGCUCGAUGCAUCCAGUCAUCGAAUCAAAGGUGUUCAAGGUGGCCACGUGCAAGUUGGUUUUCUCUUUGACUCGAGACGGGCAACAUCAUGGGGUCCUCAAAACAGUUGUCACAUGACCUGAAAAUGAAUGCUGAUGAUGGAUAUUGUCAGGGGUGCCCAAACUUUUGCUUCCCACCGUAUCUACCAAUCAUAUAAUUAGUGAUGUACAUACUGGACAUAUCAUUGAAACCAGGGAUGACAUAACCAUUGUUGGUUGGAUCGGCUAAACUCAUAUGUUGAACCAGCUGAGGCUAAAUGGAUGGCAGUACUCGUCUGCAACCAGCAGAGGCGCUGUUGAUGUGUAAAUGAAUCUAAGAAUAUCUAGAAAUGCAGCAAUUGCAAUAAUUCCUCACCACUUCCCGGCUUCACUCUAUCACGGUUUUUGAAAAAAUAUCAAUUAAUAAACCACGUUUCUUUGCGUUUGAUGUUCAUUAGGCCAAAACUACAUAUUUAAGCACAUUUUAUGUCAUUGUUUUGCUGAAAUGAAGCAUUUUCAAGCAUAAAAAUGGCUAAAGGAAGUAAAAUACAAAUAUAAGGCAUUCAGAAGAAGCAUUGAAAGAUGUGGUGUUAAGUGUUGCAGCUGUAACCCACACCGAGAUAAAACUCAACCCUGAACCCCCAACUUACAGCAACACAUACGAGCAUGAGUCUUAUUUAUGUCUUAUUUUCUCUUAUUUUGUCUACUAUAUUGGCUAAUAGCAGUGGAAAGGUGACUAUAGGGGUGUUAUUUCAUGUCUAGAGGGCUCUAAUAAUGUUAAAAAGCGUAUUUAGAAGGCCACACACGGGUUUUCUCUGCUCAUGCAACACUGAAAACAUAUUCCAUUUGUAAAUAAGGAAUCUGACACUGGUGGAACCAAUUAACUGUGCUAAAUGAGGGAUUACUGUAAUUGAUUCAUCAACAGCUAAUGAGGGACGUGUCACCAAAUGCCUGCCCCCAAUUGAAACACGGCUAAGUCCGAUCUAGAAGUUCGAAAAGCAUCAGUGCGCUCGGCGUGUCGCACCCAAAAGUGCUUUCUAAUCUAGCUGAAGCUUUUUCAUGAACAGGCUCCUUCCUUGCUUUGGGUUUACUUCCGGGAUGCUUGCUAGUCAGCGUUUAUAAGUGAACUGUUACCGUGUGCGUGUGCGUGUGCAUGUGUGUGUGUGUGUAUGUGCAAAAUUGCGAUGUUUCCAUUUGUGUGAGAGGAUUUUGGUGCUUUCUCUUCCUGUUUUGUUGGCACUUUAUCAUGUUAGAUGGAUUUCAAGGCGCGGCACGGGGAGCUCUGCCCUCAGAGAAUAUAAUGCGGUCCAGGCCUCCCCUGCACCCCAAAAAACAGAAUUUGUACUGUGCAUUUUGCCCAGACUCCCACUUUGGGAACUAGAAAUCUCUUCAUGUAGUUUUUGGCAUAACCCAAGUUAGCUUUGCAGGUGGAUUUUCUUUAUUUUUCUCAAGCUGCUGCACCUCCCAUGUUGAAAAUCUUUGGAUUAGAUAGUUGCUUGGACAGAAACACCAAUACACACUGCAGCUCAUGUGUGCCAAAAAUGUGUGGGGCUCCUGUCCAGUCAAUAUUUUCUCAUGAAAUGCACUCAAGACUCAACAUUCCCUUCUGUCGUGAGGAAUGAUUGCCAUUAUUUGUUCUUGCUUUGGGCAUCGUUUGUUGUUUUGAAAUCCGUCGUUUACAUUUGGAAGUAUUGAACUGUAAAAAUGCUUGCAUUCAAAAUGCCGACUGGUCUUUUUACCAUUCCAGUAUUUAUUUGCGUCGCAACAAGAGCCUACCUUGGUUCAGAAUGUAACUUUUUAGGAAAGUGGGCUUUUUGGGCGAUGAGUUGACGUGAUUGUUGAUGUGAAAGCAGUAAAAGAAUGCUGUUGGCAAACCACACCUUCAGUGUUUGCUGAGUCAGCAAGUAAGAGUUGGGUGUACGAAGCUAUGCAUGUUUUUUAAGACAACACUGCAACGUGAGUGGAUCUUUGCAUCUUUGGUGCCACCGUGUUUUGGGGUGGAAUGGAUGUCUUUGUGUGCGCGUGUGGUUUUGAAAGCAAAAAGCAUUCGUCCGUGUGUGUGUGUGUGUGUGUGUGUGCGUGUGUGCGUGUGUGUGACUUUUUUUUGCCGUGUGUGUGUGUGCUUUGUGUGUUUCAAUUUAUUGAAAAAAAAAAAUCCGGAUGACAUAAGAGUCCUCCUGGUCAGUGUUUGCGAAAUGAACAUCAUAGCCUUAUUUUUAACAAUCUAUUAAACUCAAUUUCACCAAAAUCUUCUUCAUGUUUCUUCUUUGUAUGUUUUCUUAUGUUGAUACGCUGCAUCACUGCAAUGCAACAUGGACAACUGGAACCUGCUGGGAGACAGAUGGACAUCAUAUUAUACACGUGCAUCAGAACCAACAUGUCCAAAUGCAGGGGGGCACUUUUGUAUUUUUAACCUCGUGUUUAUUCAUGAAUGCGACAGGGAAUUAGGGCCACAUUGAAAAAUAAAUAAAUACAUCUGCGAUUUCGAGAAUAAAGUCGUAAUAUUACAAGAAUAAAGUCGUAAAUUGAUGAGAAAAUGUAAAUUUACAAGAAAAAAGUGUAAUAUUAUGACAAAGUCCUAAAUUUACAAGGAAAAAAGUCAUCAUAUUACAAGAAUAAAGUCAUAAAAUUACUAGAAAAAAGUGUACAUUUACAAGAGAAAAAGUCGGAGAUUUACGUGAAAAAAAGUCUGAACAUUACAAGAACAAAGUCGGAAAUUUACGAGAAAAAAAGUUGUAAUAUUAUGAGAAUAAUGUCCUAAAUUUAUGAGAAAAAAAUGUAAACUUACAAGAAAAAAUAGUGGUAAUAUUUCAAGAAUAAAAGUCAUACAUUUCCGAGAAUGAAGUCGUAAAUUUACAAGAAAAAAGUUGUAAUAUUAUGAGAAUAAAGUCACCAGUUUUUUCUCGUAAAUUUACAACCUUAUUCUUGAAAUCUCUGAUGAUUUUAAUAUGCCGUCGUAACAGGCAUUGCCUGAGACAGCUAUAACUUAUGUGACCUUUGACCUUGUGCAAAAGUAAUAUGACUUUUUUUCUUGUCAAUUUACAACUUUUUUUUCUCAUAAACCUACGUCUUUAUUCUCGAAAUCUGAGAUUUCGAGAAAUCAUUUCUAUGUAGCCCUCAAGCUCCGUCGUAAAUGAACGUGUAUUCAUUAUUAUAUGAUGAAAAUCCAAUGUUGUUUGUUUUGUCUUUAUUUUUAUUUUCCCUGCGUAGCAAUAAAAUUGGUAGAAAAAAGGAAAGAAAAUUGUCUACUAAUUAAGUAUAAUUUUAAAUGUACCUAUGUAGUUAUUAAAUGUAUUAUUUAUUUGAAUUAUUUCUCUACACAUAAGUCAUUACAGUUAUUUUAUUCAUUCAAUGGCAUUUUA
This is a messenger RNA of Dunckerocampus dactyliophorus (ringed pipefish), 8857 nucleotides long. RefSeq names its product sperm associated antigen 9a (gene spag9a). The transcript is spliced from 31 exons. Gene Ontology annotation, molecular function: MAP kinase scaffold activity; kinesin binding; signaling receptor complex adaptor activity. Gene Ontology annotation, biological process: vesicle-mediated transport. Gene Ontology annotation, cellular component: cytoplasm. The coding region runs from base 214 to 4083 and encodes 1289 amino acids. The record is from RefSeq and is a predicted model, not a curated record. NCBI's taxonomy places the organism in Eukaryota, Metazoa, Chordata, Actinopteri, Syngnathiformes, Syngnathidae.